Molecule: messenger RNA, 3123 nt
Organism: Cottoperca gobio
Lineage: Eukaryota; Metazoa; Chordata; Actinopteri; Perciformes; Bovichtidae
Gene: pip4k2ca
Product: phosphatidylinositol-5-phosphate 4-kinase, type II, gamma a
Exons: 10
Coding region: 317-1570 (417 amino acids)
Biological process (GO): phosphatidylinositol phosphate biosynthetic process
Cellular component (GO): plasma membrane
Molecular function (GO): 1-phosphatidylinositol-4-phosphate 5-kinase activity; 1-phosphatidylinositol-5-phosphate 4-kinase activity
Source: RefSeq, a predicted model, not a curated record
CUCACCACGUGGUUGAUAAUAACAUGGGUGGGCUCGAGAGGGCGGUGGUGGACUGUCAGCGAUGAUUUGGAAAUAAUGUUGUCACGCAUUAAUGAAGUUAAGUAAUGAUUCAUAACGCAGGUUUAGAAACAUAACGUCAGUGUAACAGAACCGGAGCUUGACAGGUGACCUUUGGUUGUUGUUGUCGUCGUGUCUGUGUGUGAGAGAGCCGGGGAGGAGCAGCGCGAGAGAGACGUUAGCCCGUUUAGCUUAGUACCGGUAGCCACCAGGAAGAUCACCGGCCGCACCGAGGGACAAGUAGAGUCCGUCUGUGGUCAUGGCUGCCCUCGGUAACUCCGGAGCUACUUCCAGUCCGAUGGUGGUCCUGGCUCCGAAGACUAAAACGAAAAAGAAACAUUUCGUGCAGCAGAAGGUGAAGGUGUUUCGAGCCAGCGACCCCGUCAUGAGCGUCUUCAUGUGGGGCGUCAAUCACUCGAUCAAUGAUCUUAACCAGGUGCCUGUUCCUGUCAUGCUGCUGCCGGAUGACUUUAAAGCAAACACCAAGAUCAAAGUCAACAACCACCUCUUUAACAAAGAAAAUCUCCCGGGACAUUUUAAAUUCAAAGAAUACUGUCCUCAGGUCUUCCGAAAUCUAAGGGAGCGGUUUGGUAUUGAGGAUCUUGAUUAUCAGGUUUCGUUGACCCGCAGCCCCCCGAUGAGGAGUGUAGAUGACCAGGGAGAGGGUCUGCUCCUCAACUCCUACGACCGAACGCUGGUCAUCAAGCAAAUCUCCAGCGAGGAUGUUGCAGACAUGCACAGCAUCCUGUCUGAGUAUCACCAGCACAUCGUGAAGUGUCACGGCAGCACCCUGCUGCCACAGUUCCUGGGUAUGUACCGGGUGAGCGUGGACAGCGAGGAGACCUACCUGAUCGUCAUGAGGAACAUGUUCAGCCACAGACUUGUCGUACACAGGAAGUACGAUCUAAAGGGUUCUCAGGUGGCUCGUGAAGCAAGUGACAAAGAAAGGGGAAAAGAGCUGCCGACCUUCAAGGACAUGGACUUCAGGAACAACUUGCAGAAGGUGUAUGUGACCGAUGAGCAGAAGGAGAAGUUCAUGGAGAAACUUAACAGAGAUGUGGAGUUCCUGGUGAGGCUGAAGAUCAUGGACUACAGCCUGCUGCUCGGUAUCCACGAUGUGGGUCGAGCUGAACGGGAUGAAGACGAGGGCGAGGAGGUUUCAAACGAGGAGGAACCGGACGCAGAGAACGGCCUGACUACGGGCGCUACCGUCGGCUCUUAUGGCACCUCGCCAGAGGGAAUCGCUGGUUACAUGUCCUGCUGCAAACCCCUGGGGCCCGGGGAGUUCGACCCUUACGUGGAUGUGUACGCGGUCGGGAACUGCCCAGGAGCCCCUCAGAGGGAGGUCUAUUUCAUGGGCCUGAUUGAUGUACUUACGCAGUACGACACCAAGAAGAAAGCCGCUCAUGCAGCAAAAACUGUCAAACACGGGGCCGGUGCUGAAAUCUCCACCGUCCACCCCGAGCAGUACGCCAAACGAUUUCGUGACUUCAUCUUUAACAUCUUUGCGUAACACUCGCUAUGAGCGCUGCCGCACUGCCGAUCCAGCUGAGAGCUAAACUUCUUCUUCUUCUUUUUUUUUUACCGUUUGACCAAAAUAUAGUGUGCACACACAGAUCAUAAUUUAAAUGAUCUGAGGCGGGACUACUUACGUUGUAGCAACAUAAUGUACUACUUCUGAUGCAUAUAUUUAUUUUUAAGAUUUAAGAUACAUUUCUUAUAGAUAUUAAGCGCUCUUUAAUGGAAUAACUAGCACUAGGGUACAAUGAAAUAAACUGCUGUUGAUCAGUGUUAGACCACGUCAGUGUGAGAUCAAAUAUAAGUUUUCUGUUUUGUCACUUUGUUCCCCAGGCAUGAACUAAACUAAAAGGAAGAGUUUGGCAUUUUAGGAAGUGUGCUUAUUUACUUUCUUGGCAAUAGUUGGAUGAGGAAAUUGAUGCCAGUCGUGUUAAAGGUUCUCCAGUUUUUCGACCUCUAUUAGCGUUCGAAAAAGAAAUUUCUUUCUGAGUGGGACGCAUUUUGACGCAUGUGCACACGAUACACAAAGCCGGGCUAGCUGUUUAAGCUAAGAGCACCAGCUGCAGCUUUGUUUUGGCAUCUAUCCUCUCGGCUAGCUAUCGGCAAGAAAGCAAAUAAAUGUAGUUCCCAAAAUGUGAAACUAUUCUUUUAAAUCCUCGAAUAAUAAUCUAAUGGAGAUGGGUGUGAAAACAAUAAUGGUAGUCUAGACUCUACACUUAUUAUUAUUUAUCUAUUGAUGCAGGCCAUUUGAAUGUGUGCCAAAUGUGUGGGAUCAAAGCUUUAUCCUUGGGAGGAUUUGCACUUUGCAUACAAUUAAAUCAACUGUUGUGACGCAGCGGAAACACAAAUUUGAAUGAAUCAAAUUAGAUUUUCCACCAAAGUCUUUACUAAAUAAAAAAAAUAAAAAUGCACAGAACAGGCUUGUCAAUUGAAAUGAUAAAUGUGCGGUAUUUAAAUAGUGAGCACAUCAAUUAGUUUGGCUCGUAAACAUGCCCGGCAGCCCCGCGUCUCUUAGCCACCAGAGCCUGUACGGAGAAUGUGACCUGUGUGACCUUUACCCACAGAGCUGCGUUAAUGAAGGGACUCGUCCAAAUGUUAGGAUCAGUUCAGCCUUUUUAAAAUGAAGUACCUUCAUGUGUCGCUGUGUGAGUCCACUUCAGAACACUUCCAUCUCUCAUUGUUCUGGACGGACUCCUGAUGUAGUGUUCUGUGCAUUAAAAUGGCAAAUGUGCGCUAUGUGAAUCAUUGUGAUGGAUUUAGACAAAUGUAGCUAUAGACUUAGGAACUAUUGUGUGUAUUGUAUUGAAAUUUGCGAUUUAAUUAUAACCAGGGUACUGUGUAAAACAUUGUUGACAAUAACACUACAUUUCAGUAGCUUCUGCAGUUAGCCUUAACACAGUGAUGUGGUAGAACAUUCCUUAAACACUGGCGAGGCAGCGUAGAUACAGUCCCCUCUGUAUGACGCCUCAUCUGCUCCAUGAUUGCACAUGUUGUAUUUUUGCAAAUCAGCUUUUGGACCAAAAUAUAUUUUACAAGGAAUUUCUGAAA